This is a messenger RNA of Mercenaria mercenaria, 1833 nucleotides long. RefSeq names its product G-protein coupled receptor dmsr-1-like. Gene Ontology annotation, molecular function: G protein-coupled peptide receptor activity. NCBI's taxonomy places the organism in Eukaryota, Metazoa, Mollusca, Bivalvia, Venerida, Veneridae. The transcript is spliced from 2 exons. Gene Ontology annotation, biological process: G protein-coupled receptor signaling pathway. The record is from RefSeq and is a predicted model, not a curated record. Bases 209 to 1318 code for a protein of 369 amino acids. Gene Ontology annotation, cellular component: membrane.
UCAUCCACAGUUCAUGAUUUGUAAACUUAGAAGCCAAAUAAUGUCAGCAACGAACGCAAUUAUGCAAGUCACUCUUUGACUUUGGCUGUUUUAUAUCUUCAUGAAGAAUAUAUGACAUAUGACGUUUUUCGUCAGAUAUUUCAUUAUAUGUGAGGAAGUUUUCGAGCAAUGUGAGUGAUGCUUUUUGGAUACCUUCUACCUAGUACAAAUGUUUGAUUCCGAGAUAGGAAUGGAGGUCAACCAAACCGACACGCCACCCGAAGAAUCCGAAAUGACACCUCUAAUGCAAAUUGGUGGUUGGUUCACAUCCAUACACGGCUAUACGAGUCUUAUAGUUUGCAUAUUUGGGAUCACAACUAACAUUAUAAAUAUUACAGUUUUGGCGAGAAAAGAUAUGCGGAACCCAACGAACGCGCUUCUUUCUUGGCUUGCUGUUUCAGAUAUACUGACCAUGAUACCAUACGUUCCGUUUGUGAUACACUUCUACUGUGCCUUCCCACCACACGACAUGUCCCCAGAAAAAUAUUCAUACCCCUGGGCUGUGUACUUUUUAUUUUUGAUUAAUUUUGCCGCAACAACACAUACAAUAUCAAUAUGGCUUGGAGUUUCUCUGGCAGUAUUCCGAUUUGUGCAGAUUCGAUCAACGACCAAAGGAACUGUUGCGAAACGAAGACUUUACAAAACUAUUCAGAAAGUCAUAGCAUUAGUUUACGUCGCAUCAACGCUUAUACUCAUUCCAAAUUACUUGACUAAUGAGCUCGAUAAAAUUGUAUUACCCGAUAAUAGUACAAUAUAUAUGAUAAAGGACCUUAAGCUGGCUACAAAUGAAACGAAGCCUAUUGUGUUAGCUAACGUUAUUACAUAUGCAGUGGUGGCAAAACUCAUUCCAUGUAUUCUAAUGACAAUAUUUAGUGGAAGCUUAUUGAUAAGUAUGAAUGUAAAGGGAAGAAAACGUAGGCGGAGAUUAUCUGCGACGUCGACCAAUUUUCGGCGAGAAAAUAGGCAGGCGAAAACUACACGAAUGCUUCUGGUUGUGAUUAUAUUGUUUCUGUUUACAGAAUUUCCACAAGGACUGCUUAUUGUCCUCAGUGCGACUGUGCCUGACUUCUUUCACGAGGUUUAUUUGCCUCUGGGAGACCUUAUGGAUAUCAUUGCGCUUGUAAAUAAUUCCAUAAAUUUUGUAUUAUAUUGUAUUAUGAGCACACAGUUCAGAACAAAAUUUUUACAAAUGUAUUUUAAUAAAAGGACAUCAUUUAAAGACCUGGAGAGGACACAACUGACAACGUCUUUGAAUAAAACUACAUUCAGUACAGCCUAACCACCGUGGAUUUAUAAAAAUGCGUGUUUAUACUUUUGUCAUCAGGCCUAUUUAUUGUACAUGUACGUCUGUCCGUUGAUAUCAUAUUUGGGUUAAUUCACCUCUUCCAGACAGCGUUCAACAUGAAAUACUAUACUUCAUUCUUUCAUUCAAGUAACCUGAAAUGAAACGUGAAUACAGAAACAGUGUGUGAUGUCUUAAAAUGAUUUUAGUAGUAAAAACUAAAUGACUUGGCGACAUUCAUUUUAUUGCAAAAGAACGAAUGAGAAAUUUCUUACACUUGCAACUAUGCAUCUGCAGAAAUGUGAUUAUAUUUAGGUCGCGUAACAAAGUGUUAAAACUGUUGCUGAAACAUUGUUCUGAUUUUAGUGAUAUAUUUUAAUUGAUCACUUAUAAAUAGACUCACAUGUAUCCAAUUCAUUCUCGUCUCCGAUAUUUUGUCUCCGCACUUGCAACAUCACAUUGCAAAAAUGUCAUUCUAAUCAAAUGUUCAUGUGGAAUAAAUGUAAAAUAUU